UCAUCAAACUACGACACGCUGGAGACGUAGGUUUUGUGAGACGAUUUGUUUACAUCAUGGCGGCGGUGGAUUUCAGAGACAAUCUUCUCGGGAUAUCCUGGGUCGACAGUGGCUGGGUACCGAUUCUUAACCCUGGAAAUGUACUGGACUAUUUCUCUGAGAGAAGCAACCCCUUCUAUGACCGAACCUGUAACAAUGAGGUAGUGAAGAUGCAGCGGCUCACUCUGGAGCAUCUGAAUCAAAUGGUGGGAGUGGAAUACAUUCUUCUUCAUGCUCAGGAGCCAAUACUUUAUAUAAUCCGUAAACAACAGAGGCAGUCGCCGACACAGGUGAUUCCCUUGGCUGACUACUACAUCAUAGCAGGAGUGGUGUAUCAGGCCCCAGAUCUGGGAACAGUUAUCAGCUCCAGAGUGCUUUCUGCUGUCCAUGGAAUCCAGUCCGCUUUUGAUGAGGCCAUGUCAUAUUGUCGCUAUCACCCAUCCAAAGGAUACUGGUGGCACUUCAAGGACCAGGAGGAGAGAGAAAAAGCCAAGCCCAAAUCUAAGAAGAAAGAGGAGCCAAGUUCACUGUUUCAGAGGCACCGUGUUGACACACUCCUUUUGGACCUCAGGUCUAAGUUUCCGCCAACAUUCUACCAGCCUAAGCCUGGUGAGAAGCCUAUUCCAGUUGAGGUGAAGAAAGAGCCUGAACCCCCCACAGAAACCGUAAAACAAGAGGAAAGGGAACCUGCCGCAAAGUCCUCAGCCCCAGCUCCUCCAAGCAAACCGCCUCCAGAGAAGAGAGCAAGGCUACAGUGACAUUGUUCUCACAGUCUGGGAAAAUGAAGCAAGGAAAUGUGAAGUCCUGCAGCACCACCCGAAAGAACAGCUUGGCAGUAUUUUUGUUUCCUCUCCACUCUGCUCAGUUGAUCAGCUAACAGGAUGCUAAGAAUGAACUGGUACAAAAAGGGUCAGUCAGUGUCAGGACUACUUUUACACUGUAACCGUAGUCUUAUACACUUGAUAGCUUUGGACAUUUCAGGCAGAUGCACUGCAGGGGUUAACUGCUUGAUGUCAGCAGGCAUUUAGUGGUAGUAUUUGCUAAGGAUGAGGUUUUUUGAUGGUAAGCUGACAUCAGCAUGAGUGUCGAUUUACUGUUGACAUCAGCAUGUUUGUGUUGUCCUGACUAACAGAGUGUAGUUUAAUUCCCAGUGUGCUUUACAGGGGGAUAAUGCAUCAUCUCAUCUGAAAAGCGAAAAGUCUUCCCACAUGACCACCUCUCUAAUUACAAACACUUUCAGUUGUUUGUUUGUUUGUUUUUUUUAAAGAAUAUUCUACUUUGGUGUUUUUGUAUUAAAAUAUCAACCACUGUGUCCUAA
This is a messenger RNA of Scatophagus argus, 1357 nucleotides long. RefSeq names its product mediator complex subunit 6 (gene med6). Lineage: Eukaryota; Metazoa; Chordata; Actinopteri; Scatophagidae. Gene Ontology annotation, biological process: regulation of transcription by RNA polymerase II. Bases 57 to 797 code for a protein of 246 amino acids. Gene Ontology annotation, cellular component: core mediator complex; mediator complex. The record is from RefSeq and is a predicted model, not a curated record. The transcript has 8 exons. Gene Ontology annotation, molecular function: transcription coactivator activity.